Messenger RNA from Fusarium coffeatum, 6984 nucleotides. RefSeq lists its product as uncharacterized. Gene Ontology annotation, biological process: fatty acid biosynthetic process; secondary metabolite biosynthetic process. Lineage: Eukaryota; Fungi; Ascomycota; Sordariomycetes; Hypocreales; Nectriaceae. Bases 1 to 6984 code for a protein of 2327 amino acids. The transcript has 8 exons. The record is from RefSeq and is a predicted model, not a curated record. Gene Ontology annotation, molecular function: phosphopantetheine binding; fatty acid synthase activity; oxidoreductase activity.
AUGGAGGAUGACAUCGCGGUCGUAGGUAUCGGCCUGCGGUUCCCCGGCGAUGCCUCUUCUCCCGAGGAAUUAUGGAAAGUCUUGGAACGAGGAGAGUCUCAAUGGAGCGAAUUCCCCAAAGAUCGUCUAAACAUCGAUGGCUACUAUCAUCCUGGUGGUGAUCGUCAAGGUAGCAUCUCCUUCCGCGGAGCCCACUUCAUCAAAGGUGACUUUGCCGCUUUUGAUGCCUCUUUCUUCUCGGUCGCGGCAGAAGAUGCCAAAGCUAUCGAUCCUCAACAGCGAAUCCUUCUUGAGGCCUCGUAUGAGGCACUUGAAAAUGACUAUGAGCAAGUAUGCCUCAGAGAUCCAGAUUGGCAGCCUCAAUAUGCUGCUACUGGAAACGGUAUUGCCAUAAUGGCGAACCGCAUCUCAUACUUCUUCAAUUUGCAUGGCCCCAGCAUGACCAUUGACACUGGCUGCAGUGGCAGUCUUGUGUCUGUUCAUCUCGCUGCACAGAGUCUGAGAACAGGAGAGACAUCUCUAGCGAUUGCCGCUGGUGCUGGCAUGAUUCUUACCCCGAAUACCAUGAUGCCAAUGACGGCUCUCAACUUCCUGAGUCCCGAUGGCAAGUGUUUUACUUUCGACUCGAGAGCCAAUGGAUAUGGUAGGGGUGAAGGUAUCGGCGUCGUCGUUAUGAAACGCCUUUCUGAUGCUCUCCGCGACAACGACACCAUUCGCGCAGUCAUCCGAGCUACCAAAGUCAAUCAAGAUGGUCAUACAACAGGUAUAACUUUACCCAGUAAGGAGGCACAAGUCGCCAACAUCAACUCCAUCUACGAAUCUGCAGGUCUUGACUUCAACCAAACCGCAUAUGUCGAGUGUCAUGGCACUGGUACCAAAGCUGGGGAUUGGCGUGAGCUCAAAGCCAUCUCUGAAUCACUCGGCUCCGUUCGCGAUGUUGAUAAUCCCAUCGUCGUUGGAUCGAUUAAACCCAAUAUCGGCCAUCUUGAAGGCGCUGCUGGUGUAGCUGGACUCAUCAAAGGUGUCCUGACUCUGGAGCAUGCCAAAAUUCCACCCAACAUCAAUUUCGACAAAGCCAAUCCUGAUAUCGAUUUCGAAACCUGGAAAGUCAAGGUACCGACCAAAAUGCUCGACUGGCCUCUUCCCGGUUUACGCCGCGUUAGUGUCAACUGCUUCGGCUUCGGAGGCACAAACGCUCAUGUGAUCAUGGAUGAAGCUCCUCGAUAUCUAUCAGCUCGCGGGCUAAAGGGUAAUCAUAACUCUCUCGAGGCCUUCGACUCAGCUUUGAAGAAGCCCCUUCGCAAGACAGAUUCCGAACCGCAACUUUUCCUCUAUUCAGCGCAUGAAAAGUCUGGCAUUGGCCGUAUCCUGGAGUCCCAUCUGUCUUACUUGAAUUCAAAGAAGGAAGCCGAUGAGGCUUUCCUUCAAAACUAUGCCUACACACUUGGUUGUCGCCGCUCCAGUCUGGAGUGGAAACAUGCUGUCGUUGCCGAGUCUCGAGAAGACAUUAUCGCCAACCUUCAGAAUGUCAACGAUACCCUAUUCAAACGAACUUCCAGAAACAAACAACCCAAGAUAUGUUUUCUUUUCUGCGGUCAAGGAGCGCAGUAUGCGCAAAUGGGGAAAGACCUUUUAAAUUUCAAGGUUUUCCGUGAUGCUAUGGAAGCUGCUUCUCACUACAUGAAAGUCGCUCUCGGAAGUCAAUUCGACCUCCUUGAGGAGAUACUCCAGGACCAGACCCGGACUCGCAUAUCUGACGCUAGAAUCGCCCAACCUGCUACCACUGCUGUUCAGAUGGCCUUGGUAGAUCUUUUUGACUCAUUUCAGAUCACUCCCAGCUAUGUUGUCGGGCACUCUUCUGGGGAAAUCGCGGCGGCAUACGCAUCGGGCGCUCUGACAAGACAGGCAGCCUGGGAGGUUGCUUACUACCGCGGCGUAGCUGCCUCGUCCCUGGCGACUAAAUGUCCGCCGAUUCAUGGAUCCAUGAUGGUAGCUGGACUGCAGCCUAAAGAUAUCCCUGGGGUUUCAAAGGGCUCAAAGGCCGAGGUUUACCGAUGCCAGGUGGCUUGCAUUAACAGCCCUCGAUCAGUGACACUUUCCGGGAGAGGAGAAAACAUCCAGUACGCAUACAAAGAACUCACUGCAAAGGGUAUCUUUUGCCGCAUCCUUCCAGUCCAGGUCGCUUACCAUUCUACCGACAUGACGUUGGUUGAGAAAGAGUAUAAGUCUGCCCUAGGUCUUGUGAGCCCAUGCGAGCACCGGAAGCCCGUGACUAUGUUCUCUACAGUCAGUGGGAAUUCUAUCGAUGGCAGCAAGCUUGAUAAGGGGUACUGGGCCUCCAACCUGACCCAUCCAGUUUUGUUCAUGUCUGCGAUCGACAAUAUGCUAACCCUCCCUCCUGAAGAUUCUCCCGAUAUCUUUCUAGAGUUGAGCCCUACCUCGACGCUUCGUUCUCCAGUUGUUGACACCAUAAAUCAGUCGAAGCAAAACAACUCGCCCGUUUUCCGUUCAGCUCUCAGCCACAAAACUCAUGGCCCGACUUCUUUGAAGCAGUCUUUGGCCGAGCUUUGGGCGUCUGGAUAUAAGUUCGAUAUAGAGAACGUCAUUGCUCAAAGUAACUACGAAGUUCUUCCAAAGUGCUUGGCCGACCUCCCUCCUUAUCCAUGGAACCACACCAGGUCUUACUGGCACGAAUCUCAUCUCGGUGAAGCGAACCGCUUCAGAGUGUUUCCUCGGCAGGAUCUUAUCGGUGCUCCUACCGCCGAUGCCAUCUCCUAUGAACCUCGCUGGCGUGGUUUCCUCCGUAUCUCGGAAAAUCCAUGGAUUCAGGAUCACCAGGUACAAAAGACCAUCAUAUAUCCAGCAGCUGGCAUGGUCACUAUGGCUCUACAAGGAGCAAGCCAACUGGCGAAAGAUACGGAGAAUCUUCUUGGGUUUGAGAUUCUCAACAUGCGAAUUGAAAAGGCCAUGAUUGUGCCAAAUACUGCACAUGGACUGGAGAUGGCCAUGAACUUCAAGCGUAUCUCGACCUCCGGUGAUCAGCAGCAGGAUACCACCUUCGAGUUCUGUAUCUACUCAAAACAACUGGAUUCCUCAUGGGAACAGAAUGCCACAGGCUGUAUCGAGAUGCGAUACAAACGAGGGCACUGGCAGGUCGCCUUUCAUCAGUACCGUAAGAAGUUUGAGUUACUCAAGACAACGUGCAAGCAGUCGGUCGUUCCCAGGCAGCUCUACGAGCUCCUCGACAUUGUUGGCAUGAACUACGGUCCUACCUUUCGCAACAUUACCCAUAUCCUCCAGGGGAACAGCUCAUGCGUUGCCAAGAUCCGCAUUCCCGACACACGUUCGAAGAUGCCUGCUAAGUUUGAAUAUGAUCAUCUCAUUCACCCCGCAACCCUAGACUCAAUGUUCCAGACACCCUUCGCAAUCUCGAAUGAGCCUAUGGUUCCGACAUUUAUCAAGAGCAUAUUUGUCUCGGCAGAUAUUUCGCGCGACCUUGAUAAGGGUUUUGAUGGGUAUUCUACUGCUACUCGGAUAGGUCUUCGUGAUGCUAGCACGGAUAUCGCCAUGACACAGUCAUGUUGGGACCAACCCUCGGUCGUUGUCAGCGGUCUUCACUUCACUGGCAUCGCCAAUUCAGCUCAAGCUGUGGGUGGCUUUCUUCCUAACAACCGCAAUCUAUGCACUCAGGUUUCGUGGACACAGGACAUCACUUGUUCGCGAUCUUUGACAAUUGAGUCUCUCGCCAAAACGCUUGCCCACAAACUGCCGGGUCUCUCGGUUCUUCAGGUUGGCGGCAGCUCAUCUACAGCACUGAACAUUCUAAGUGCACUUGACUGUACUCGCACGCGAACGCCUUGGUUUUCUCGAUACACACUGGGGCACACUGCUGGCAGCAAGGCUUUGAAAAGGCCUUCUAUGGUCGAGGGAACACACUACGAACACUUCAUCGAGAAUCGGGUAAUUGAUGGCUCUGAGCCUUUGCCCAAGUAUGAUCUUAUACUUGUUUGUGUCCAGAAUGGUGUAGACACCCCCCGGCUUCUGACACACUUGAACCGGCCUGGUUUCCUACUGGAAAGCUUGCCACCUGGCGAGUUUGACGCUGUGGACAAAGAGGUUGUCGCCCACAGCUACCGGGAUAACAGUGGUCAGGCUGUUGAAAUGAAGUUUAGUGUUCACCGCGCAGAUCCGGCCCACGAUUGGCUUUCUGUGCCUGAUGUGGUAAUCCUUCUGGCCAACGAAUCUCUUCCCGAGGCACGAUCACUUGCUGGCAAGCUCAUCGUAGAGCGUUAUACUGUUUUACAAAUUCACGUCAUGCAUCUCAGUGAAGUGAUGAGCCAGCCAAACAAGCUCAAGGGUAAGAUUGUCAUCUCUCUUCUCGACUUCGCUACAGAUAACCCAAAUGCAUACGUCUACAACUGGACGGAGGCAGAAUUCAACGCUUUCCAUACUGUUCAUCAGUUAGCCAAAGGUAUCCUUUGGGUCUCGCGCGGUGCUCAUAUGGAGCCUAUGAACCCCAAGGGCGCCCCCAUCAUUGCUCUGGCACGCACACUCAACUCAGAAGAUCCUUUGAAAUUGUUUGUGACGUUUGACUUGAACAUAAAUACCCCACUGGACUCUCUCUCAACUGUCAAGUCCAUCGACAAGAUAUUCUUGCAAAGCUUCGCAUGGGCAUCCAGAUCUGGUCAUCACGAGCUAGAGUUUGCCGAGAAGAAUGGGACGAUUUUUGUCCCCCGAUUGGUUCCCAUUGAGUCGCUCAACGACAUUGUCGAGAAAGGGUUAUCGCACAACACGACAAAGGUAUCUUUCCACAGCUACCCACGUCACUUGAAGCUUCAAGUUGUUCAACCCGGUCUGGUUAACCCUAGUUUGAUGUUCACUGCCGGAGCCAACGUUGCUCCGCAGCCUGGCGAGGUUGAGAUUGUUUUCGAGAGUGCCCCUCUCAACUUUCAUGACCUGGAUACUGUCAUGGGAAGGACAUGGGAUUCCGAAAUUGGCACUGAUAUCUGCGGCCAUGUUAGACGCGUGGGGCGCAAUGUCUCUGGGUUCAUGCUCGGCGAUCGCGUCUGUGGCAUUAUCGCUGGUGGCUCUGUUCAGAGCAAUGUCAAUAUUGACAGCCGCUUUGUCGCUAAACGAUCUUCCAACCUUCCUCUCAGCCAGUGCGUCAGUGCUUACCACUGUCUUGUUCACGUUGGAAGACUCGGGCGCGGGAAGUCGGUCCUCAUCCAUGCUGGGGCAAGCACUUUUGGCCUCGCAGCUCUCAGCAUAGCAGCUCAUCUGUGUGCUGAUUUGUUUGUGACCGUUAUGGGGAAUGACGCAGGGGAUCAGCGAGAGUGUCUCCUGAAUCUCGGCAUCAGAAAUUCACACAUUCUUAAUGCCGACACCGAUAACUUCACUGCAAUUAUUCGCGACCGUGUAGAAAAAGGAGUUGAUCUGAUAUACAACCCUACUCAAAAACUUCUCGAGGCCAACCUCAAGUGCGUUCGUCAUGGUGGUACAAUUAUACAGUUCGCAAGCAAGUCCCCGAAUCUCCCAUCUACUCAACUUGGGUCCGCGACUGUUUCGAUUAUCAACUUUGACUUGACAACACUGAUGAAGAACGAUGUUGAGUACGUGGCGGAGCUAAUCGAGGAAGUGGUCAAAUGCGAAGAACAUAAAGACAGACUGAUUGUGGCGGAACGCUUCAUCAAAGACAUCGAGCUCCCCAACGUCACCGAGGCUCUAAAGGUCAUUGAUAAGAGCCCGCUGCGUGGACUUGUAUCUGUUACCGCUCCUCCUGAGACGAACCCCAUGGUUGAGAUUACAACUUUGAAGCCUGUUCGAACACUUCAUCAGGCUCUAUCUCAUACUGGCACUUACGUUCUUGCUGGAGGCCUUGGUGGCCUUGGUCGCAGUAUCUGCGAUUUACUGGUUCGAAACGGCGCUCAACAUGUUGCUUUCCUAUCACGAUCUGGCGCUUCGUCUGAGUCUUCCUACUCCUUUAUUGAGGAUCUCAAGGUCAAAGGUGUCGAUGCCCGUGUUUACAAAGUUGAUAUUUGCGAUAUGUUCACUCUUGCUAAAGUCGUCAAGGAGCAGAUCUGUCGAGAAAUGCCCCCCAUCAAAGGUGUGUUUCAAUGUGCAGCAGUCAUCAGGGAUUCGAUAUUUGCAAACAUGACAUACUCUGACUGGAUGGAGGCAGUCAAGCCAAAGACUAUCGGUUCGGAUAACCUGGUGCAGGUGGUCUCUAGCAACUCGGAAGACCCUUUGUUCAUCUUCCUUGCCAGCUCUGCUGGGGUAAUUGGUAAUCGUGGUCAGGCGAACUACGCUGCUGGCAAUUGUUUUGAAGAUGCCCUUGCACAAAAGUACCGCCUUCAGGGCAAGCAUGCUACUUCCAUCGAUCUCGGACCUGUCCUUAGUGCCGGCAUGCUUGCCGAGGACGAUGGGAUUCUUGACAUGCUGCGAGCCAGUGGCUUCUACGGCAUUCGACAUCAGGACUUCCUUACUGUAGUUUCUUUUGCCGUCACUGGGGAAAUUACACCAGAGAUUCAUAUGCCCAGCCGCAUCGUCAUGGGCAUUGGCUCCGGUGGUCUUAUCCGACAAAAUCAGCCAGCUGAUCCAUACUGGUCUCGCACUGCUCUUUAUAGCUACCUCAACCUGGUUGAUAUGGCACCUCCCGAUCUGAGUGCCGUUGAUGGUUCAGCCAAGUUCGACUUGAAAUCACUCCUUGCAUGCUGCAAUAGCAUAGAUGCAGCUGCCGACAUCAUUACUACAGGCCUUACGCACAUGCUAGCCAAGGCUAUGAACAUGCUCCCAGAAGAGAUUGACACUAGCAAGCCGCCCAACGUCUACGGUGUUGAUUCUUUGGUCGCCGUUGGAGUCCGAAACUGGGUUGUUACAAACUGCAGCGUCGAAGUCUCGGUGUUUGAGGUCCUGAGCGACAAGACCGUUGCUGAGCUGGCCAUGGAGAUCGCCUCCAAGGGUGGUUUCGGAGCGGAAGGUAACUGA